UGAGAAGCUGUUGAAGAAAACGACCUCAAAAUUACAAGUAUUUCUGUCAUCAAUAGAAAGAUUUAAUGUAAAACCUAUAAUUAAUGCAACGUAAACUGUCUAUAUACUAAUCUAAUUGGACUGCGUCAUACAUAGAUCACGUAUAUUGUCAAUGACAUGUAGUUUAAAGUAUCAUUGUGUCGUGCAAGUACACACAAACACAUAUAUCUACUAUAUCUUCUAUCUAGAAUUUUUUUAAAAUAUCCACCAUUUGUAGCUGAAAUAAAUUAAUUUGAGCAACAAUAUUGAAUUGAGGAGUAAAACAAUUUUGUCCUUGUAAAAAAAGAAAGAUUAAAAGAUGAAAAAUGAUGACAACAAAUCAGAUGAACUCAUUGGUGAAAUAGACGAGUUGACUGAAAGCGACCUGCCAAGAUUUCUACAACGAUUUAAGUUCCAGACACCAGAAUGGUUUAGAGAAGCGUUAGCAGAAUUUAUGGGAAUGUUCAUUCUUGUGGUGUUUGUAAUUGGCGCAAGCGCACAAGCAACUUUAAGCAAUGGUACCCUUGGUAAUUCUCUUUCUACCAGUUUAACCGGAACAAUAGCGUUGACAAUGGCUUUAUACUGGGCACUGGCCAUAUCAGGCUGUCAUAUAAACCCAGCUGUGACCUUGGGAUUCGCAUCAGUUCAAAGAUUUCCACUGAGUAAAGUACCAAUUUAUGUUGCCUCUCAAAUGCUCGGAUCGAUAACAUCGGCAGCUGUUGCUUACGCUUUAUAUCAUGAUGCAAUCGAUCAUUAUGACGGAGGAGUUCGACGGGUACUGGGGCCAAAUGGUACAGCUGGGAUCUUUACUUCAUUUCCUCAACCCUUCGUGAGCAACUUCACUGGAUUCUGCGAUCAGUUCUUUGGUACAGCAAUGCUCUUGGCACUUAUUUUUGCGCUUGUCGACAAAAAGAACGAAAGUAAGCCAACUGCUGGCUUGGCCCCCAUCGCCAUCGGAUUAGUUGUAGUUCUAAUUGGAAUGACAUUCGGUUACAAUUGCGGUUGUCCAAUCAACCCAGCACUAGAUCUGGGACCAAGGAUAUUCACUGCAAUGGCUGGAUGGGGGAAGGAAGUUUUCACCGCGCAUAAUAAUUGGUCUUGGAUUCCACCAGUUGCCUGCAGUCUAGGUGGUAUCGCGGGCGCAUACUUGUAUGUAUUAACUGUAGAAAUUCAUCGAAAGCCGGAGACAAAGAAAAACAAAAUUGACACAGAUAAUGAACAAAUUGCAAUCGACACCAUUCAGAAAUAAAGCGUUUACCCUCAGAAGAGCAAGUUAAUAAGUUGGUCUAUCAAGAAAAGAGAAAUGCAUUUUUUACUGGUAGUCAAUGUAAUUGAUGAGAUCUAAUGCGUAGAGACUAUAAAUUUAGAUGUAAAAUUUUUUGUAAUUUGAUGAUUGCACGAAAUGCUCAAAUAAAUAACAAGAAAAUA
This is a messenger RNA of Xenia sp. Carnegie-2017, 1446 nucleotides long. RefSeq names its product aquaporin-3-like. Gene Ontology annotation, molecular function: glycerol channel activity; water channel activity. Gene Ontology annotation, biological process: water transport; glycerol transmembrane transport. The transcript is spliced from 8 exons. The coding region runs from base 338 to 1267 and encodes 309 amino acids. Gene Ontology annotation, cellular component: plasma membrane; basolateral plasma membrane. Lineage: Eukaryota; Metazoa; Cnidaria; Anthozoa; Malacalcyonacea; Xeniidae. The record is from RefSeq and is a predicted model, not a curated record.